CGCUAGUUAGUUAACAAUGUUAUUUUAUUAACUAUAAUGUGAACUUACCAGGAAUAAUUCAAUUGGUCUUCGGCUUUUUUUUUCCUUAUUUUUCCUAUUUUGUUUUAAGGAAAAUUAUAUUGCAAAGAAAUUUAUAUUAAUUUUAUACCUCUUCGUAAGCGUUUACGUAAACCAUAUGCAAACCAUAUUUUGCUUUAGUCAUGCAUGCAAGUUGCAUGUUCAACUGAUUUUGCGUUGUGCGUUGAUCUCAGUAACGCAAGUUAGCGCUUUAAACUUCAACCAAUGGAAGCGAUUUGUUUAGUAAAUCUGUAUGUUUGCAUAAAUCUUUAUAUACAAAAGUAAUGCAAGCACAGAAAAUUAUCGUGAUACAUCCGGGUUCACUGUACUUGCGGAUUGGACGAGCCAGCGAUCUUAACCCUACUACUAUUCUCCACGCUAUAGGGAAGCGAAGGAGGAAAAAUCUUAAAAGCAAUGAAGAUUUGAUUUAUUCCGACUACUUGUUACCGCCCUUGGUGGCAGGAGAAGCACAAGAUAGUGUUAUGACUCAAUUUCAUGAAAACAGUGUUCAUGCAGCGCAUUCUAUUCAAGCUCAUGUCGCUCAAUGCGAGGACAGGCAAGGUGGUUUAAAGAGAAUUCGCAUGGCACCUCAAAAAGUUGCCUCGUUUAACAAAAACUCUACGCCUCAGGUUACGUCAGAUGAUGACUUGCGUACUCAAGAAGAAUCGAAGGAAAGUGAAUUUAUUUUUAAUUCUUCAAUAAUAAGCUUAAAUGCACAAGAAGCUUCAGCAUACAAUAUACACUUUCCUCUAAGGCGAGGAGAGUUAAAUAUUCACAGUGGGAUUGGCGGCUCCUUGACUUCAAUAUUAUCUGAUUUAGAAUCCAUAUGGAGCUAUGCAAUAGAAAAACAUAUGAACAUUCCUCGGAAACAAUUAAAUCAAUAUGGAGCUGUUUUAGUGAUUUCAGAUAUUUAUAAUCGGAGUAUUUUAAGGGAAUUGGUAACGCUAUUGUUGCAGUGCUUAGGUUUUAGAGCAUGCUUCCUUCUACAAGAUCACGUGGCAGCUACUUUUGGUGCUGGCUUAGGUUACGCCUGUGUUGUAGAUGUCGGUGACCAAAAAUGUUCCAUUUCUUGCGUUGAAGAUGGUGUUUCCCACCCGGACACACGUGUACGUCUGGGAUAUGGUGGAGGCGAUGUGACCCAAGUAUUUCUAGCUUUAUUGCAGAAAAAUAAUUUUCCUUAUAAAAAAUGUAAUGUAAAUGCAAACUAUAGUGAUGCUGCUUUAGUAAUGUCUUUAAAAGAAAAUAUGUGUCACUUGAAUUUAGAAAUAUGCGAAACUCAAGAGAAGUCUUUCGAGGUUGAGAAGCCGCCAAAACGUUUUCUAUAUACAUUUCAAGUAAGUGAUGAGUGCAAAGUAGCGCCGCUUUCACUAUUUCACACUGACUUAUUAAAUAUUACUGGCAAACAACGAUUGGUACGAUUACAGCUGCCAAGUAGUCAACAACCAGAUUCGCAAGACUGUUUUGAUGCCGAAUAUAUAAGGGAAACCGGUCGGGUACGUAGUGGACGCGGAGAUCAAAUAUUAGAAGGCAGUAUGCCCGUUACGUGCGAUGCGGGCGAUGACGAGCUGGUUGUUGUAGAUGCGUUUGAUGUGGACGAACGCGUCGUAAAUCCACGAAACGUAGAUAAGGACGAACAGCUUUAUUACUUUACGAAUAAUGGAGAAGUAGUUUCUCUAGACUUGGCGAUAGUACGUAGUAUAGAACGUUGCACCUCCGACGAUAUGAAACGAAAAAUGUAUGGUUGCAUUUUACUGGUGGGUGGCGCUAGUAAAUUGCCCGGUUUUAGCAAGUGGUUAGAACAAAAGAUUACCUUACAACUGGCGGCAAAUACUACUCAUAACCGCUCUACGGAACAAUCCGCUUUAUUUGAUGUGAAUGUAUGUGUGAAAGAAAUGGAUGCUGCCAUGAUUGCAUGGAAGGGAGCCGCUAUAAUGUCAUGCUUAGAAAGCGCUCCUGAAUUAUGGAUUUUUGGCAAGGAAUGGAAAAAAUAUGGUCUUCGAAUAUUACGUGAGAAGGCAACAUUUAUAUGGUGAUUUACAUAAAAAUUUGCCCGAUUUCCAUCUUUUUACGGUUUUUCAUAACUUCUUCUUCUCCAUCAUUUAUUAUAUUAGUAUAUAU
Messenger RNA from Glossina fuscipes, 2175 nucleotides. It is a transcript of the gene Arp8, whose product is annotated as actin-related protein 8. Bases 342 to 2090 code for a protein of 582 amino acids. Gene Ontology annotation, cellular component: Ino80 complex. NCBI's taxonomy places the organism in Eukaryota, Metazoa, Arthropoda, Insecta, Diptera, Glossinidae. The record is from RefSeq and is a predicted model, not a curated record. Gene Ontology annotation, biological process: double-strand break repair; regulation of DNA-templated transcription. The transcript is spliced from 2 exons.